Dipodomys ordii (Ord's kangaroo rat) is the source of this 1530-nucleotide messenger RNA. RefSeq names its product phosphatidylinositol glycan anchor biosynthesis, class V (gene Pigv). Bases 1 to 1401 code for a protein of 466 amino acids. Gene Ontology annotation, molecular function: GPI mannosyltransferase activity; alpha-1,6-mannosyltransferase activity. The transcript has 3 exons. Gene Ontology annotation, cellular component: mannosyltransferase complex; endoplasmic reticulum membrane. The record is from RefSeq and is a predicted model, not a curated record. Gene Ontology annotation, biological process: GPI anchor biosynthetic process. Lineage: Eukaryota; Metazoa; Chordata; Mammalia; Rodentia; Heteromyidae.
AUGGCGAUGGCCCUCUUCAAUGCCAUCAUCCCAGAUCACCAAGCAGAAGCCUUUUCUCCUCCCCGCCUGGCACCCUCGGGUUCUAUGGACCAGCUUGUGGAAGGGCUUCUGGGUGGCCUCUCUCGCUGGGACGCAGAACACUUCCUGUUCAUUGCCGAGCAUGGCUACCUCUAUGAGCACAACUUUGCCUUCUUCCCUGGCUUCCCUUUGGCCCUUCUGGUGGGAUCUGAAUUGUUGAGGCCCUUGAGGGGCCUACUGAGCCAGCGGAGUUGCCUGUUGAUUGCAGUAGCCUUGCUCAACUCCUUGUUCUCUGUGCUGGCUGCAGUCACCCUUCACGACCUGGGCUGUCUGGUUUUGCACUGUCCUCACCAAGCUUUUUACGCAGCACUGCUCUUCUGCCUUAGCCCCGCCAAUGUUUUUCUGGCAGCUGGCUAUUCAGAAGCUUUAUUUGCCCUCCUCACUUUCAGUGCCAUGGGGCAGCUGGAGAGGGGCCGAGGCUGGACUAGUGGUCUCCUCUUUGCUCUUGCUACUGGGGUACGCUCCAAUGGGCUGGUCAGCGUUGGCUUUCUUCUACAUUCUCAGUGCCGAGCCUUUGUUUCUUCUUUCCUGGUGUUAAGCCUGGUGAGACAGUCCUUUAAGCUGAUGGCUUCUCUGUGCCUAUCUGUGCUCACAAUUAGCCUUCCCUUUGCCCUCUUUCAGUAUUAUGCCUAUACCCAGUUCUGUCUGCCAGGCUCUCCUCACUCCAUUCCUGAACCCUUGGUGCAAUUAGCUAUGGACAAGGGCUACCGGAUUGCAGAGGGAAAUCUGCCGCCGUGGUGCUCCUGGGACCUUCCUCUCAUAUACAGCUACAUCCAGGAUGUCUACUGGAAUGUUGGCUUUCUGAGAUACUAUGAGCUCAGACAGGUGCCUAAUUUUUUACUGGCUGCACCUAUGGCUAUACUGGUGGCCUUGGCAACCUGGACAUACGUGACCACCCAUCCUUGGCUCUGCCUUACACUUGGGCUACGAAGGAGCAGGGACAAUAAGCCUCAUCCCGGCUUCCUCAGUCCAGGGGUGUUUGUGUACCUGGUCCAUGCUGCAGCGCUGCUGCUCUUUGGAGGACUGUGCAUGCACGUUCAGGUUCUCACCAGAUUUUUAAGCUCCUCCACUCCUAUUGUGUACUGGUUUGCAGCUCACUUGCUUCAGGAUCAAGAGCCACUAUUGAGAUCCCUAGAGACAGCAUCUUCAAAGCCCUGUUCAGAAGACUCUCCACCAGGACAAAGGGUCCCUAGAAAUUCUAUCAUGGUACUCUUAUACAACUGGAAAACCUGUUCUCCAGUUACACAAUACAUUUUAGGCUACUUCCUAACGUACUGGCUCCUGGGACUGCUCCUCCACUGCAACUUCCUGCCUUGGACAUGACCUGGAAUCCCAAGGGACAAGCUGGAAGCCAAGUUAAAUCAGGGUUUAAAAGUGAAUACACAGCUGCGCACCAGUGGCUCCUGCCUGUAAUCCUAACUACUCAGGAGGCUGAGAUCUGAGGAUCGUAGU